This is a messenger RNA of Papaver somniferum (opium poppy), 1032 nucleotides long. RefSeq lists its product as uncharacterized. Bases 1 to 1032 code for a protein of 343 amino acids. NCBI's taxonomy places the organism in Eukaryota, Viridiplantae, Streptophyta, Magnoliopsida, Ranunculales, Papaveraceae. The transcript is spliced from 2 exons. The record is from RefSeq and is a predicted model, not a curated record.
AUGGCAACACUCAAGGAUCUUGCAUCACCACAGUUGAACACUCAACCCUUGUGUAUUCAAUUGGACGAAGAAAUUGAGUUGAAACCAACUUUGCUCAACUCAUUGCCCAAGUUCCAUGGUUUAGCGGGGGAAGAUCCAAAUCGUCAUCUUCAAGAAUUUCACAUGGUACUUAUAAGUGUGAAACCAAAGGAAGUUGCAACCGAUAACGCUAUGCUUAGAGCAUUCCCAUUUUCUCUUGUGGAUAUGGCCAAGGAGUGGUUUUACAGUCUCCCAGCAGGUAGUAUUACUACAUGGUACGGUAUGAAGAAACUCUUUCUUGAGAAGUACUUUCCCGCAUCCAAGGUAGCAAAAAUCAGAAAAGAGAUAUGUGGCAUUGUUCAAAUGGCAGGUGAGAAUUUGUAUGAGUAUUGGGAGCAUUACAAGAGAUUGUGUCAAAGUUGUCCACAUCACCAAAUCACGGAGCAACUUAUCAUCCAAUACUUCUAUGAGGGACUCUUAUUAAAUGAUAGGACAAUGAUUGAUUCCGCAGGUGGUGGAGCUUUAGUUGACAAGACAUCCGCGCAAGCAAGAGCUUUGAUUGAGAAUAUGGCAUCAAAUUCUCAGCAGUUUUCUACCCGAGCAGAAACUCUUUUCAAGAACGUUAAUGAAGUUGGUGACAUUUCUCAUAUGGAGCAAAGGAUGAGUAAUAUGGAGAGGAUGAUGCAACAAAUUUCUGCAGUGAUUGUUCCGUCAUAUGAAGGAAAUAUGGAGCACGCAAAUGCUAUGUUCCAAAAUCAGCAAAUGCCGAGUUACGCCAACAAGCAAGAUGCAGCAAAUCCUACUUUCAAUCAACAAGAAACUCAAGGCACAAAAGUGGAUGAGAAAUUCACUCUUAUGAUGCAAGGGAUGCAAGUGAUUUCGAAGUCAGUGCAAGGGUUCAACCAAUUCCAGCAGAAAUAUGAGAUGGCUAUGAGAGAUGUGCAAAACCAAGUUAGUCAAUUGGCUAAUGAUAUAAAUCUACUCAAAGCACAAGGGUCUAGAAAGCUUCCUUAG